Molecule: messenger RNA, 2153 nt
Organism: Cuscuta epithymum
Lineage: Eukaryota; Viridiplantae; Streptophyta; Magnoliopsida; Solanales; Convolvulaceae
Source: the annotation of a GenBank genome assembly
AAAGACAAAAAACAGUUCAUUUCGUACAUUAAAAAAAACAGGAAACAGAGCAGCGCCAUUUCCCUCCCCCACUCGUCUCCGCAACACUACAAAUAAACCCUCCCUGAAGAAACCCAAUGAAUAUAUUUGGGGGCUUUCUGUAUCUGAUAAAAACCCACAAAAUCUAAUGGGUGCAGCAGUUGAAGAAGAAGAAGUGAAAGUGGGAAGCAUAGUGUGGGUGCGCCGGAGGAACGGAAUUUGGUGGCCGGGAAGAGUUAUGGCUCCCGCCGACUUCACCCCUGUUCCACCUCAAAUCAAGCUCCUCGGCCAAAACAGCGCCACUCUGGACAACUACAAUCUGGAGAGUACUAAGCGUGUGAAAGCCUUCCGCUGUGGAGAGUUUGACGAUUGUAUUAGAAAGAUUGAAUCAUCAAGAGAUUUUGGUUUAACCAAAGAUCUGAAGUGCACACGACGAAAAAAUGCUAUUCUUCAUGCUCUUGAUCUUGAAAGGCAGUUGGUGCAACAGAAACUUAAAAGGGCAGGUAGUAUAAUACUAUAAUGUAUGAUUCAUUGAAGAUAUAGAAUCACAUAUAGUUCUAUUUACAUUUUUAAAAAUUUCUAUUGUUUACAUCAAUAUUUAAUUUGAGAUGCAAUUGUUGUAUGGGAGCUAAGUAUCAUUUAGGACAUUGUUCACUUGGACUUGUUCAAGUCCAAAACCUGACCUUACCAUACUAGACAAAAUUUAAAUGUAGACUAGUACUAUACCACAUCAGUUCAUAUUAGUCAGAUUAGAUCAAACCGUACGAGAAGAUUUCAGUCCAAAUGAACAAUUACUUCAGGCAAGCAUGCCUAUUUUUUGCACAAAUCCAUAAGUUCAAUAGUUAAGUUCAUGAUUAUAACAUGCUUGUAACGUUGAUAUAGAUUUUAUGAAGUUGAAAAAUGUUUACCAGUGAUCACAAUGAAAAUGUCUGUUACUAAUGGUUCGUUUUAAAUAUUAUCUAUUUCUUUGCCCUGUGAUUAACAGGGAGUGAGAUGCAACAAGAAACUUGUCAGAGGGUAAAGAGAAGCAAGUGUGCCUACUUUUCUUCUGAAUCAGGAGGUUUUUUGAAGCAAUCAGUUCAGUCUUGCUCCUUAAAGGACUCAAAAAACUCCUCUGAGUCCUUUGUUGGUGAUAAGACUGCCUCUUCUGUCAGAUCUGAAAAACUCAAACCUAAAAGAAAACUGAAUAUCCAAGAGGUUUGCAUGGGAGAUAUGGGUCCAGAUGAUGAUAGAAGUUGCGUUUUUUACUCCAAAGGAGAUGCCGCUAUUCCUCUAUUUGAUGUGAACAUCAAAGUUGAAGCAAGCCACCAGGGAGUGGAUGUUCCUCUCGUCAGCAUGAUGAGCAGAUUAAAUGGAAAGGCGAUCAUAGGACACCCUGUGAAUAUAGAAGUUCUGGAAGGCACUGCUGAAGCUGAAGUUAGAAAUGGUGAGAAAUUGUCCCAAAAGAAUUUAAGUACAACAUGCCCCCUGGUUUGGAAAACUUCUAAAAGGACUCCUGUUAUAUAUUCAACUCCACUGCCUUCCUCGGGUAGGAAAGGCGCAUCUUCAGGAACAGAAGAACCCUUUCCUCUAAAAUCAUGCCAAGGGCAAACGAGUUCAUCAAACUGGUCAAGAAACUCCUUUAGUGGUGAUAACUUGCGCCCCACAGUGCAGAAGGCCAUGAAAGGAGAAGCUUUACUGAAAUCUGUUAGUUGUGUUCCAGUGAAACACAUUUUCAGUAAGUUACUAGCAGCUGUUGCCUGUUAGUAAGGAGAGACCAGCACAACAAUGCAACUGCGAUGAGAACGACAGUGUGCUUUAAAGAUGGGAUUGAACUAGACAAGCUUAUUCAAAAGAAAUCAGCUCUUUUUUUGGUGAUAUUACUUACAACUGGUUAAGGGUUUUGUUGAUUUACUAAGCAGGUAGAUAGAUGAGUAUAUACUUACUGAGUUACUGGUUAGGACUUAAGAUCAUUGAAUCAUAGAUGGUAUUGAUGAGUCAUGUGUAGUGGUUUUUUAUUUACAUGCAGAUAUUAAACUUGUUUAACUUCAUCAGAAUGGAGGCGCUUUAAGUAUUUACGAUGAGGGUGAUAAAAUUUAUUAAUGGUAACCAUUUUAAAUCAACUUUGGAUUCUAAAAUGCAAUUCUACUUUUUCG